Messenger RNA from Penaeus monodon (black tiger shrimp), 1273 nucleotides. RefSeq names its product peritrophin-1-like. The record is from RefSeq and is a predicted model, not a curated record. Gene Ontology annotation, molecular function: chitin binding. The coding region runs from base 72 to 731 and encodes 219 amino acids. Gene Ontology annotation, cellular component: extracellular region. NCBI's taxonomy places the organism in Eukaryota, Metazoa, Arthropoda, Malacostraca, Decapoda, Penaeidae. The transcript has 3 exons.
CCUGAAUCUCACAUAUAUAUACUCCGAACAAUGGAAAUUUUCGCCAGCUUGAAAAUAGCAACAAUACGAUCAUGUUGAUGCGCGGGAGCUCCCUCUUCCUUCUCCUCGCACUCGCGGUGUCUCCGAGCGUGCAGCUCUGCGCCCCGGACUGCACGGGCGUGGACCCCGGAACCAAGGUGCGAGACCCCACCGACUGCACCAGGUACUACGUCUGCGUCGACGUUUCUGGCAACGGCGUCUUAUUGCCCUCCGAGCCAUUGGACUGUCCUGAUGGCCAGUACUUCAAUGAGUACCACACCAUGCCUCGCUGCGACCCCAUAGCCGAUGCUCCCAGCGACUUCUGCUCUGAUCUAUGCAACCCGUGCAAGCCACACUGCGACAGUCCGGGAGCUCUCUCGCCGCACCCGACCAAGUGCUACAAAUACUAUGUCUGUCUUCAGAACGGCCACUACCUCGAAGAAGAAUGCUCUUCCCCCAACUUCUACUUCGACUACAUGACAAAUAAUUGCCAGGGCGACGACACUCUCUGCUACACCUACUGCGACACUUGUGUGCCUCACUGCACCCAGCACAACGAGCGCGUGCCGGACCCCACAGAUUGCCACAGGUUCUACCUUUGCACGCCGCCCACCGUGUCGAACUUCCUUUGCCCGCACAACCAGGUCUUCAGCAGAACGACGCUGGAGUGUGAGGACGGGGCGACCUGCGUGGUCGACUGCCCUGCAUCAUAGAUUACAUAAUUCAUCGUCAGCAGUUUUAAAACAUGUUGAGUUAACAUUGAGUAAAAGGAAGAUUAGUUACAGUGUAGAGUAAGCAAUAUAAACGCAGAAAAAAAAAAUUGUUUCCCGCAUCAAAGAGUUUAUAAAUUUGAUUAUAUAAUCUCGCUUUUUUUAAAUAAAGGAAUCAAGCAUCUACUCAUGGAAACUGGAAAAAUGCGGGAAAAUAUGAGAUUCAAUCCAACACCGUCGCUAUACACCAAGUACUACAUGUAUUCUACACAUAUAGGAAAUUACAUAUGCACAUGCUACACACCUUAAGAUGAGACAAAAUAUUUCCAAAACGAAAGCAAUAAGUUCUAGAAAAAAAACGCAGACCAAGAAAUAAUAGUAAAAAAGUUAAAGCCAGGUAUGUGUCGUUUGUCCUAAAGGUUUCAUUCCCAGACAAGGCUCGAUGUCCGAAAGUUUCAUGUAUGCUAAUGAAGAUCAGGAGUCUUUACCAUACUUCUUGUACAUUUUUUCUGCAUUUUACCGAGUAAAAAAAACAAAAAGUUAUA